CAGUCACAUCACAAGUUCGUAAGGCUCUCUUCAAUCAAAUAUUCUCAGGAUGCAACAACAUAUGGGACAACUUGAGGAAGAUAUGAAGAAAAUAGGGGAACAAUUGUGUAUGAAGGAACGAGAAAGAGAUCAAGCACUUGAUGAGCUUAGGAAGAUGAAGAAAUUGGCUGAGAACGAGAGCAGCACGAGACGUCGCGAGGAGUCGUCGGUGCAGACGGAGUUGAACUCAAUGAAGGUGUUGUUAUACAAGGCAAAUGAAGAAUUGAGCAUUAAAGAAAAACUCAUUGAAUCUUUGAAACUUCAGCUUGAGAAAGCAAAAGGGUUGGAGUUGAAAUUGGCCGAGAAAGAGGCCUCAUUGGAAAAGUUGAAGGCAGAGCUGGCUAAAGUGAAAUCCUUCGAGGCUCAAACGAUGGCUUUCUUAACAGAGAAUGAGAGACGGGUUCGUGAGUUGGAGACCGAAAUGGAGAAAGGGAAGGAAUCAGGAACCAAAAUGUUCGAUUCUUUGAUCAACCAGAUAAAGACUCUGGAGGAAUCAAAUUUUGAGAUUUCUUCUCUUCGCGAGAAAGUAAGGACAUUGGAGGGUUCACCGUGCAAAACCGGUAAAGAACAACUUCUCGUAGAGGAAAAUAAAAAUGUGAGAGAGUUAAUGGAGAGUCUAAAGUCUGAGCUUUGCUUUGCAAAAGAGAAUCUGGCUGGGGCAAAGGAAGUUGGGAAACUUGCAUCCUUGAAGGCGGAGAGUUUGAUUGAUGAAAUGGAUUUGCUUAGAAAUGAGCUCAAGUUGGCAACUGUGGCUGAAGAGACGAGCAAAAAGGCAUUGGACGAUUUGGCAUUGGCACUAAAAGAAGUCGCAACGGAAGCUAGUCAAGUGAAGGAGGAACUAGGCCUAGCCAAAGCAGAGCUACAACACUCGAAAGGCGAGGAGGAGCGUUUGAAGGCGAUUCAAAAGAGCAACGAGGAACGGUACAAACGAGUGUUGGAGGAAGCAUGGAAAGAAGCCGAGAGGCACAAAAACACUGCCGAGAGAUUGAGACUAGAAGCAGAGGAGACAAUUUUAGCAUGGAAUGAGAAAGAAGCCGGGCUCGUCGAUUGCCUAAAGAGAGCCGAUGAGGAAAGAUCAAUUGCACAACUAGAGAAUACUAGAUUGCUUGACUUGAUCAAUGUGGCUGAAAACAAGACAAGGGUGUCCAAGGAAGAGAAUGGUAAGUUGAGAGAUAUACUAAAACAAGCCUUGAACGAAGCUAAUACCGCGAGAGAGGCCACGGAGAUUGCUAGAGUUGAGAAUUCGCAGUUGAAAGAUAGCUUGGAGGAGAAAGAGGAAGCCUUAUUUUUUCUUGUAAGAGAGAAUGAGAAUUACAGGCUUAAUGAGGCUGCUUCUCUUGAGAACAUAAAGGAGUUGAAAAGAUUGCUUUAUGAAGUGGAAAAGGAGAAAACAGAGUCAAGGGGAAUGCUGAAGAGACAUAAUUCAGUGGGCAAGAACCAAAAAGAUGAGGCAAAGAUCAAAAUUGGAAAAACUUUGAGCUUGAAUCUCAAGAACCUAAAAAUAAUACCAAACAAAAGUGAGGGUGAAGUUGAGGAAUGUGAAAUAGAUGAGGCACUUGGGGGGUCAAUAUUUGAUGUGGGGGAUUCCCCAGAACCGGAAAGUUACAAUCAUCAUAGAAAGAUGUGUUCAACAUUUAGUAGUAAUGAAGACGGAGAACAAGCACAGUUGGAUGAUUUAGACGGUCUUGAUGGGACCCAUUUUGAUGAUUCGGAGAAUGAUAGAAACUCAAGGAAAAAGAAAGCUUUGUUGAGGAGAUUUGGUGACCUUCUCAUUAGGAAAAGGAGUUUUCAUAAGAAAGAACCAUCCGAAUAGA
Morus notabilis is the source of this 1853-nucleotide messenger RNA. Its product is annotated as putative WEB family protein At1g65010, chloroplastic. The coding region runs from base 50 to 1852 and encodes 600 amino acids. The record is from RefSeq and is a predicted model, not a curated record. The transcript is spliced from 2 exons. Lineage: Eukaryota; Viridiplantae; Streptophyta; Magnoliopsida; Rosales; Moraceae.